AUGAUGGACUGCGCAAAUCACAGGCUUUCACAUGCAACCUUGCGCCUGCGCAUAUUUCGCCAGAUAUAUACCUCAAAUACAGGAUCACGGUUUCUGAGCCGUUCAAUCUCAACCUCACCCGCGCAGCUCAGUCAAGCUCACGAUAAAGCUUCAUUCCCGACUCCACCAGCACCCAGCAGCUCAACCAAAGACUACAUCCCUCUCUCCCAAAGCCUACCACAAUCUCCCGUGAUCACACACCCCCGCUCCGGAAUCAAGAAAGUCCACAAACCACGCUCAGAACCCGAGGAUAUUGCCGAACUCAAGAAGAACCCAUGGGCCGCCGCGCUUGCGUCGCCGGUGCGCUUCUGCGUCACGACAGGAACACGAUUACCACGCCGUCUGAUGGGCGUUUAUGGACUGAUAAAACGACCUGAUACAAACCACAGCUAUAUGUUGCCUUUGGAUCUUCUCAGAGACUCGAUUCAACACCGCCCGGCCGAGAGCAAUAACGAGAGCGAGUCUCCGACGCCAGAAUCCGAAACAAGUGCCGAUACCGACGCGGCGCCUAGCGGGAAUGUUCCCCCUCCGAUACCUCGUGGCAGGCAAUACAGCCCUUCUCUUCACAUGGUUACCCUCCGCCCUCUUAUGGAGGCAGUGACGCCUCAUCUCUCAGGCAAAGGCAAGAGGUCAGGCGUUUCCAAGUUGAUUCCGUACCGGUGGAAAGCGCCAGUCGGGCCUCUCAAUGGCAAUGAUUUGAGGGAUUGCGUGUGGAGACCCGAUAUGGCGGAUUACCUCCUGCGACAGAUGAGGAAAGAUAUCGUUAAGAGGCUGGUUAAUUUCAGUAAGCAACUCGAGAAGGACCAGGACAUUGUAUGGAAAGCUUUGGAUAUCGAUGAAUAUUCGGAUUCUGCUCUCGGUGCCGCACUUGGCGGUAUGGGGCCGGUAGAACAUGAGGCGAACGGCGCAAUCCUCCUUUUUGGUCCGAAACCCGAACAUGAGGCCGAGUCGGGCCCUGUCCCAACGACUGUCAUUCAUCCUCGAACCCAAACUACGAUCCCAGUCUUUGACUUGUCAGUGCUUCUUUCCGCGAAUGAGCUUGAGACGAUGCGUGCGAGUCCAAAUUCACAUUUGGAAAGCGAGGCUUUGUUUUUCAGACCCAAUGAUGGCCGUGAAAAUACAAACUUGAUGCUAUAUUUGUGGAAACUGCAGCGCUACGUUGCCGAGAAUGCUUAA
Molecule: messenger RNA, 1215 nt
Organism: Penicillium manginii
Lineage: Eukaryota; Fungi; Ascomycota; Eurotiomycetes; Eurotiales; Aspergillaceae
Exons: 1
Coding region: 1-1215 (404 amino acids)
Source: RefSeq, a predicted model, not a curated record